AUGACCACAGCUCAUAGACCAACCUUUGACCCCGCCCGUGGAAAAGAGGCACUGAGAGGCCCUGCUUAUCACCAACGUCUCCUCCCUGCGCAUACAUUCCUGAAGACCAGAAAACCCGGUCAAGGUGGCGACGCGGAUGAAAAACGCGAUUUGAGAGCUGAACUUUUGAAAGCUGAAGCCGCCUACUUUGCCAAGAAGGGUAUUUCCCAGAAUACAUCUGCCUCGUCGCCAUCGACAGCGGCGAUCGAACCGUCCGUACCGAAACGCCAACUUGAAAAUGGUCCUGGCGAAGAGGAUACUGGAGAAAUAGAGAAUCCGGAAGCUAAGAGGAGGCGUAUAUUGGAAGAGACUCGAGAUAUAGAUGCAGAUUCAGAUGAGUCGGAGAGCGAUAGUAGUGAGAACAGUGAUGACGAUGAAGAUGAGACUGCGGAAUUAAUGCGGGAGCUGGAAAAAAUUAAGAAGGAACGAUCUGAACAGAAGGCAAAAGAGGAACAAGAACGUGAAGCGCAAGAGCGGGAGAAGCGUGAGGUGGAUAUUGCACGUGGAAAUCCAUUGCUUAACCCGCAAGAUUUCAAUGUCAAGCGGCGAUGGGAUGACGAUGUUGUUUUCAGAAACCAGGCGCGGGCUACGGAGAAUAGGGGGAAGAAGGAAUUUGUUAAUGAUUUGUUACGUUCUGAUUUCCACAAACGUUUCAUGGUAUGA
Molecule: messenger RNA, 702 nt
Organism: Paracoccidioides brasiliensis Pb18
Product: pre-mRNA-splicing factor cwc15
Exons: 7
Coding region: 1-702 (233 amino acids)
Biological process (GO): mRNA cis splicing, via spliceosome
Cellular component (GO): catalytic step 2 spliceosome
Molecular function (GO): RNA binding
Source: RefSeq, a predicted model, not a curated record